Molecule: messenger RNA, 1368 nt
Organism: Echinops telfairi (small Madagascar hedgehog)
Lineage: Eukaryota; Metazoa; Chordata; Mammalia; Afrosoricida; Tenrecidae
Gene: UNC5CL
Product: unc-5 family C-terminal like
Exons: 9
Coding region: 1-1368 (455 amino acids)
Biological process (GO): netrin-activated signaling pathway; positive regulation of canonical NF-kappaB signal transduction; positive regulation of JNK cascade
Cellular component (GO): membrane
Molecular function (GO): protein binding; netrin receptor activity
Source: RefSeq, a predicted model, not a curated record
AUGUACCCCCAAGAGAAUUCCUUCCAGCCCUUGCAGUUCCUACUGCUGGUGGGGGUCCCAGUGGCAAGUGUCCUCCUCCUGGCCCAGUGCCUCCGAUGGCACUGUCCUCGCCGGCUGCUGGGAACGUGCCAGAAGCCAGGUGCAGAAGAAGAUGCUGUGUGCCAGCCCACUCCCUUACCCGAAAAUGAGACCUCAAGCCCAUGCCCGCCAGUGACCCUGUCAGAGAUGGCUGCCUUCUACCAGGAACUGAACACGCCCACCCAAGGCCACACAGUCACUCGCCAGCUGAUGAAUAAACUCCUGCUCUUCUCCGUUCGAGAGGUGGAUCACCGUGGUGGCUGCCUGAUACUCCAAGAUACUGGCAUCUCCUUGCUCAUCCCACCAGGUGCUGUGCCCAUGGGCCGCCAGGAGCGAGUGUCUCUGGUCCUGGUGUGGGAUCUGUCAGAUGCUCCAUCGCUAUCCAAGAACCAGGGGCUGGUGAGCCCUGUGGUGGCCUGUGGGCCCCACGGGGCCACCUUCCUGAAGCCGUGUACCCUUACAUUCAAGCACUGUGCCCAGCAGCCCAGCCAGGCCCGCACCUACAGCAGCAACACAAGCCUGCUGGAUGUCAAGGCCUGGAGGGCUCUGGGGCGGCCAGGGGCCUACACCUCCCGAGAUGAAUGUCGAAUCCCCCUCUCGCACUUCAGGGCUGUGUAUCUCCCAUCGACUUCUUGCCAGCCCAUUGAUGAGACCAGGGCCACGAGUGGCAUUAAUCUCAAGUGCGGUUGGGAGAAUGUGGAUGAUAGUAGUUGCCAGCUGGUUCCCCAUCUCCACAUCUGGCACGGAAAAUGCCCCUUCCGAUCCUUCUGCUUCCGGAAAAAAGCCAAUGAGAGUGAGGACUGCUCGGCACUAACCAAUGAGAUCAUUGUCACCAUGCACACCUUCCAGGAUGGCUUGGAGACCAGAUACAUGGAGAUCGUCAGGUUCCAGGCAUCUGAGGAGGAGUCCUGGGCAGCAGCACCCCCAGUCUCCCAGCCUCCCCCGUGCAACAGGCUGCCCCCGGAGCUCUUCGAGCAGCUUCAGAUGCUGCUGGAACCGAACAGCAUCACGGGCAAUGACUGGCGCCGCCUGGCUUCCCACCUGGGGCUCUGUGGCAUGAAAAUCCGAUUCCUGUCCUGCCAGCGCAGCCCCGCGGCCGCCAUCCUGGAGCUGUUUCAGGAGCAGAACGGCAGCCUGCAGGAGCUGCACUACCUCAUGACCUCCAUGGAGAGGCUGGAUUGCGCCUCGGCCAUCCAGAACUACCUGAGUGGGAAGCUGGCUGGCAGCCCGGCCCCUUCUCCAAGGCUCGCCCAGGAUAACCAGGGCCUGGAGCUGGAUGAGAAGCUCUGA